This is a messenger RNA of Rhodofomes roseus, 2955 nucleotides long. RefSeq lists its product as uncharacterized. The transcript has 16 exons. Bases 1 to 2955 code for a protein of 984 amino acids. Lineage: Eukaryota; Fungi; Basidiomycota; Agaricomycetes; Polyporales; Fomitopsidaceae. The record is from RefSeq and is a predicted model, not a curated record.
AUGUCCGACGCAGACUCAGAGAUCCCGUCGCUCCCCUCGAAGCGCGUUCCCUACGUGCCCCUCGGCAAGUCCGGGCUCAAGGUUUCGCGGAUCAUAUUGGGGUGCAUGACGUACGGCGCGCCCGAGUGGGCUGGCUGGCUGCUCCCCGAGGCGGAGGCGAUCAAGCAUAUCAAUGAGAGUCCUAUCUCGGCUGGGGAAUGGUCACGCUUCGAAUACUACGCGCAGUUCAUACGCGUUCUCCACGCCGGCCUCGCAGAGUCGGACCAAAUACAUCCCACCACUUUCUUCUACCUCCAUCAGCACGCUCGUGGCAAGCCGCUCUUUCCUAAUAUACGCGAACUGUCCUGGGGCAACGUCACCCAUGACCUCGCACCGAUCAUCUCACCGACUAUCCGUAUCCUCCGAAUUCCAGACAGCGGGCUCUGCAUGUUUGAGUUUGACAACUCGCGCGAGUCCUGCAUGCAGCGCCAUGCCUUCAAGACACAGCUCCCUAGCAUUCUGCGCUGCCUUCCAGACCUUCAGGUGCUCCAGCUGCAACGGCUCGGCCAUGAGGGCUUCUGGCAUCCAUUCGCGCCGCCUCCCGAACACCGUUUCGUCGCCAAAAAUAUUCGCAAUCUGUACAUCACAGAGACGUAUGACACCCUGAUGAAGGGCGCCCUUGCGGUCGUGUCCACGAUCCAGGGGCUGACGGACCUGAAGAUCGACGUCGCGCUCUCAGGUCAGUCGGCCGACAUGGAGGACCUCGAUAGCUGGGACAAGACGCAUAUCCGCACGUUCAAGAAGCUGCGCCACUUGCAGAUUGAGGCGGGCAUGGCUCAGGCAGCAAUCCUCAUCGACGCUAUUGUCGCACCUAACCUCGAAGACGUAGAGCUGGCGCGCGACUGGGAGAGUGACCCUUGCAAGGUGCCCUCUCAGCUCACCAAGGCCUUGGAGACCCUGGGCACCCGGAACGCAUCCACUGUACGGAGGCACCUCCGGGACCUCAACAUCUCCCUCGACCCUGGCUUGCGCAGGGAGGACAUAGACGUACCACUCCUCUCGAUGAUGGAGGCGUGGCCUGCGCUCGAAAGGCUCGCCGUGUCGGUGGCCAUCCUCACGCCCGACAUACUUCGAGCGAUUGCGCGUGGCACGCUUCCCAAGUUGGAGAGCCUGGACGCCAAGUGCCUGUCCAAAGACUUCCUUGAGGGUCUGCCGAGCUCCGACUCGCUGUUGCCCCACUCGGGCCCGCGGGGCUCUGAUAGCGACGCACUUUCAGGCCCAAAACACGGGCUUCUGCAGCUGCAUCUCCUCAAAUGCACCAGGGCAGCGCAUCCCGCGGACGUCGCCAAGAUUGCGCGCUUUGUCGUCGCGCUCUUCCCGCGUCUUGAUUUCGAUCGGUGCGUCGGGAUCCAGUGCUGGCCAUUUGAUACCUCAGAGGCGGAGAUGUGGGAUAAUUGGCAUGGCAUUAUGCAGGAGGUCAGAAAGCUGCAGGCCGAGCGGCCGAGCGACCUGGUGAACAUGUGGACCGACGAAUUACUGCGAGCCUGUCAGCUUCGCCUCGCCUUCCAGGCGAACGACUCAGACUUCAGCGCUUCAGCGCUCAGCCUGAACGACCGGGGCGCGCGGUGCUCGUCAAACCUGAACAGUUCUCGUGGAGCCAUACAACGUGCCAGCUUCAGCGGGACAUCGGUGCAGUCGGGGAUGCUACAGAGCGAGCGGUACAGUGCACUGGCAACUAGGAGGUGGGCACUGCGCAGUUCGCCUUCGAAGCUUCUCUGGCAGACCAGCAGAUCAUCGUGCUGUACUGCGUACCGCGAGCCAGUGCCUGGUAUGCGCAACGUGAAGCCCGCCGACGCAGUCCUGCAGCCUGAGCGUCCACGGGAAUGGUGUCGGCGCGGCGAAAGAGUGGCGGGGCCCGCGAAGGAGAGGGGCGUGAGCAUGGCAGGUCGCGAUCGCGUGGGCGUUGUCGAAGGACGGCGCGUGUCAUUGCCUGUCCUGUCCGAGUCGUCCUGCAUCCAGAAAGCGGCCGCCUCCUGCGUAAACCACGCGCACACCCUCGUGUCUGGAAUGUCGCUCCCCGAAUACGUGCGAUCCGCGUCGGUGACGUCGACCCAUUGCCGCACUGAUGGUCGGCACGACAAGGCUUGCAACUUGAAACCUGAGGGACACAUGUACCUGCUCACUGGUAUCUUACGAGACGGCACCCUGCGCUCAUUGCCUGUGCCCCUCGAGUUGACGGAAGACGAGAUCAAGUAUUUUGAAGAGCCGUGCAGGCUCAGGCUUGACUCGGGCCCAGUCGGUGCCGCUACCCGCACUAUCCGCACGGAUCCGUUGGACGUUGCGCUGCGCAUACACUCGACACUGCUCACCGUUGUAGCUAAGGACUCGACGAAGAUGACCGCCGACGAACACCGCGAUGCCCAUCUCCUCAGCCUCCGCCUCGCCCUAGGGUCCAUCGUCGCUCCUAAACGCCCCGCCUACGCACGCUCCCUCUCCAGCACCGCAUCCGGCACCUCCGGCACCGCCACGCCCGCCUCCUCCCCCUCCCACUCCCACUCCCACCCACAUCACCCCCACCCGCCCACACGCCGCCCCGCCUCCUCCCUCUCCUCCUCCCCAUCCUCAUCCGCCCCCGCAAGCCCCGACCUCCCAGCGCUCCCGCUGCCCGUCCCCGUCUCCGUCGCCGAGCCCGUCCCCGUCCCCGCCCCCGCGGAGGCUGCGAAGGCCGGCGGCGCGGCCAACUUGAAGACGCGCGUCGGCCUCGUCGGGACGCUGCAGAGCAAGACGGGGGCGGGUGGUGGCAGUAGUAACGUCUCCGAGCCCGCCGCGCGCGGCCGACUCGGCGCGGGCCAGCCCGUCCCGGCUUUGGCGGGCUUCAUGGGCCUCAAGGGCAUGGGGCGCGCGACGGUCGGCAUGUUCAGCAGGCCCGCGAACGUGCCGAGGUUCGGUGAGCGCGGGCUGCUGGGCGCACGAUGA